Molecule: messenger RNA, 7075 nt
Organism: Motacilla alba alba
Lineage: Eukaryota; Metazoa; Chordata; Aves; Passeriformes; Motacillidae
Gene: PLCB1
Product: phospholipase C beta 1
Exons: 32
Coding region: 324-3983 (1219 amino acids)
Biological process (GO): phosphatidylinositol-mediated signaling; lipid catabolic process; memory
Cellular component (GO): cytoplasm; nuclear speck
Molecular function (GO): phosphatidylinositol-4,5-bisphosphate phospholipase C activity; calmodulin binding; calcium ion binding
Source: RefSeq, a predicted model, not a curated record
GAGGAGCGGCGGCGAGGGAGGGAGCGGAGCGGGCAGCGCCGCGGCUCCGUGCCCUGCGUGCGUGCGCGUGUGUGAGAGGAGCGGGCGGGCCGGCGGUAUAUAGAGGAUGUGCCGCCGCAUGGCUCGCCCCGGCCGCUGCCGCGCCAGCUCCUUGGGCCAGCGCCAGUGAAGCCUCUCGCCCUCGCCGCCGGGGCGGCCGCCUCCCUGCCCGCUGCCGGCGCCUCUGCCGGCCUCUCCGCCGGGUUUCCGGCGUCCCUCCUGCAGCGGCCGCUUCCCGCGGCUCCUCCGCGCCGGGGCACAGCCAGCGCGUCCAUGCGGUGCAGAUGGCCGGGGCACAGCCAGGGGUGCACGCUCUGCAGCUCAAGCCCGUCUGCGUCUCCGAAACCCUCAAGAAAGGCGUCAAAUUCGUCAAGUGGGACGAUGACUCCACUGUUGUGACUCCAAUUAUCCUCAGAACAGACCCACAGGGAUUUUUCUUCUACUGGACAGAUCAAAAUAAGGAGACUGAGCUGCUGGAUAUCAGCCUUGUCAAAGAUGCCAGGUGUGGAAAACAUGCCAGAGCUCCCAAGGACCCGAAGCUGCGCGAGCUGCUGGACGCCGGGAACGCGGGAGGCCGCCUGGAAAACCGGAUGAUCACCGUUGUGUACGGCCCAGACCUGGUCAAUAUAUCCUACCUGAACCUGGUGGCAUUCCAAGAUGACAUAGCAAAGGAAUGGUCAGAUGAAGUGUUCAGUUUGGCAACAAAUUUGUUGGCACAGAACAUGUCAAGGGACGCGUUUCUGGAAAAAGCCUACACAAAACUCAAGCUGCAGGUGACUCCAGAGGGGCGCAUUCCUCUGAAGAACAUAUACCGCUUGUUCUCCUCGGACAGAAAACGGGUGGAGACGGCGCUGGAAGCCUGCAACCUUCCCUCCUCCAGGAAUGAUUCAAUCCCUCAAGACGACUUCACGCCAGAAGUGUACAGAGUGUUCUUGAACAACCUCUGCCCUCGGCCCGAGAUCGACCACAUCUUUUCUGAGUUUGGCGCCAAGAGCAAACCCUACCUUACUGUGGAUCAGAUGAUGGACUUCAUAAAUUUGAAGCAACGGGAUCCGCGAUUAAAUGAGAUCCUUUAUCCACCACUCAAACAGGAACAAGUUCAAGUGCUGAUUGAGAAGUACGAACCUAACAGCAACCUAGCAAAGAAAGGACAGAUAUCUGUGGAUGGAUUCAUGCGCUAUCUGAGUGGAGAGGAGAACGGCGUCGUUCCACCUGAGAAACUGGAUCUGAAUGAGGACAUGUCUCAGCCACUGUCACACUACUUCAUCAACUCCUCACACAACACCUACCUCACAGCCGGACAGCUGGCUGGCAACUCCUCGGUGGAGAUGUACCGGCAGGUGCUGCUGUCGGGCUGCCGCUGCGUGGAGCUGGACUGCUGGAAGGGGCGCACGGCCGAGGAGGAGCCCGUCAUCACCCACGGCUUCACCAUGACAACUGAGAUCUCCUUCAAGGAAGUGAUAGAAGCUAUUGCUGAAUGUGCAUUUAAGACCUCGCCCUUCCCAAUCCUCCUUUCCUUUGAAAACCACGUGGAUUCCCCUAAACAACAGGCCAAAAUGGCAGAGUACUGCAGAUUAAUAUUUGGAGAUGCCCUGCUUAUGGAUCCGUUGGAAAAGUACCCGCUGGAAGCUGGGGUUCCUCUCCCAAGCCCUAUGGAUUUAAUGUACAAAAUCCUGGUGAAGAAUAAGAAGAAGUCUCAUAAGUCAGCAGAUGGGAGUGCAAAGAAGAAGCUGUCAGAGCAAGCUUCCAACACUUGCAGUGACACAUCCAGUAUGUUCGAGCCUUCCUCCCCUGGAGCAGGAGAAGCAGAGAUGGAGAGCGACGAUGAUGAUGACUAUGAUGACGACUGUAAGAAGUCGUCGAUGGAUGAAGGUACUGCUGGAAGUGAGGCUAUGGCCACUGAAGAGAUGUCAAACCUGGUAAACUACAUCCAGCCUGUGAAGUUUGAGUCAUUUGAAGUAUCAAAAAAACGCAACAAAAGCUUUGAAAUGUCUUCCUUUGUGGAAACCAAAGGGCUUGAGCAGCUUACGAAGUCUCCUGUGGAAUUUGUGGAGUACAACAAGAUGCAGCUGAGCCGGAUUUACCCCAAGGGAACACGGGUGGACUCUUCCAACUACAUGCCACAAGUCUUCUGGAACGCCGGCUGCCAGAUGGUCGCCCUCAACUUCCAAACUGUGGAUUUGUCUAUGCAAAUAAACAUGGGAAUGUACGAGUACAAUGGCAAAAGUGGCUACAGGUUAAAGCCAGAAUUCAUGAGGAGGCCAGACAAGCACUUUGAUCCCUUUACUGAGGGAAUAGUGGAUGGAAUAGUGGCCAACACUCUCUCUGUCAAGAUCAUUUCAGGUCAGUUCCUUUCUGAUAAAAAAGUUGGUACCUAUGUGGAAGUGGACAUGUUUGGCCUGCCUGUGGACACCAGGAGGAAAGCUCUGAAGACCAAGACCUCUCAAGGCAACGCAGUGAAUCCAGUCUGGGAAGAGGAAGCCAUAGUGUUCAAGAAGGUGGUGUUGCCUUCCCUGGCCUGUUUAAGGCUAGCAGUGUAUGAAGAAGGAGGGAAAUUCAUCGGCCAUCGGAUAUUGCCGGUCUCAGCAAUCCGACCAGGCUAUCACUACAUCUGCUUGAGGAAUGAGAGGAACCAGCCCCUGACGCUGCCAGCUCUCUUUGUGUACAUCGAGGUCAAAGACUACGUCCCCGACACUUACGCAGAUGUGAUUGAGGCCUUAUCCAACCCAAUCAGAUAUGUCAACUUGAUGGAGCAGAGAGCUAAGCAGCUGGCUGCACUGACUCUGGAAGAUGAGGAAGAGGUCAAGAAAGAGGUUGACCACGGGGAUGCACCAUCUGAAGCUAACAAUGAACCCAGGCCAACACCAGCAGAAAAUGGGGUAAAUUUCACUGCCUCCCUCACACCGAAACCAGCUACUCAGGUUGUCCACAGCCAGCCAGCACCAGGUUCUGUGAAAGCACCUGCAAAGACAGAAGACCUUAUCCAGAGUGUCCUCACAGAAGUGGAAGCACAGACCAUUGAGGAGCUAAAACAGCAGAAGGCCUUUGUUAAGCUCCAGAAGAAGCACUACAAGGAGAUGAAGGACCUGGUGAAGAGGCACCACAAGAAAACCACCGACCUUAUCAAGGAGCACACGGCGAAGUACAACGAGAUCCAGAACGACUACCUGCGGCGGAGAGCAGUGCUGGAGAAAACUGCCAAGAGGGACAGCAAGAAAAGGUCUGAGACGAGCAGCCCCGACCACAGCUCCUCCACCAUCGAGCAGGAGCUGGCUGCCCUCGACUCCGAGAUGACCCAGAAGCUGGUGGAGCUGAAGGAGAAGCAGCAGCAGCAGCUGCUGAACCUCAGGCAGGAGCAGUACUACAGUGAGAAGUACCAGAAACGGGAGCACAUCAAGCUGCUAAUUCAGAAGCUGACUGAUGUAGCAGAGGAGUGUCAGAACAACCAGCUAAAGAAACUGAAAGAAACCUGUGAAAAAGAAAAGAAAGAACUGAAGAAAAAAAUGGACAAGAAGAGGCAGGAGAAGAUCACAGAAGCCAAGUCCAAGGAUAAAAAUCAAAUGGAAGAGGAGAAGACGGAGAUGAUCCGCUCCUACAUCCAGGAGGUGGUGCAGUACAUCAAGAGGCUAGAAGAUGCUCAGAGCAAAAGGCAGGAGAAACUUGUAGAAAAACACAAGGAGAUCCGCCAGCAAAUACUGGAUGAAAAGCCUAAGUUGCAGGUGGAACUUGAUCAGGAAUAUCAAGACAAAUUCAAAAGACUGCCUUUGGAAAUUCUGGAGUUCGUACAGGAAGCCAUGAAAGGGAAAAUCAGUGAGGAUGGAGACCACAGUUCUGCCCCCUCUUCCCUGGCAUCUGACAGUGGAAAAUCAAACCAUAAACCUCCACAAAGUGAGGAGGAAUUGGAAGAAGAUAACCAAGAAAAAGUGUUUGAUACUACUUUUUAACUGCCCAAGAAACAAUCAGUGCACCGGGGCGCACCAUUCCCAACUGCCCGUCUCCGCUCUCCCGGGGUGAGCUGCCGCCGAGCGCUUCGGGAGGCAGGAGCAAUCUGCAUUCGAGUGCACAUUUCCCCAAAGGAACAUUUUAUAAAAAGUAUUCUGCAAAGGUCUUCAUUCUCAUUCUUCAUCUGAUUAUUGUUCUAAAGCUUAGUGCAGUUGUAAUGGGAAAAUUAAUAUGUUAACCUCCCUCUUCUCUUUAUUUUUCUUUCUUUUUUUUUUUUUUUUGGCCAGUUUACAAUGGGUAAUUUUCUGGCCAUGUUCACUGUUAAGAAUGUUUAAUGAAGACCAGUGUAUUGUACAGAGAAAAGUGUGUGCAGAUUUGUUUUUGGAGUGCCAGAGCAAAGUGCUCCAAACUAAUAGAGAUCCUGGCGAAUAUUACAACAGUACUUAAUCAUAUUUGUUUCCUUCUUUAUAACUGCACCUUGACAGCCGUACCAUCCUUUUACAUUUGCACUGAAACCUGGGAUCCUUUUUAGCUCUGCAAGCACUGGUGGCUUGCUGUCUUGAUAUUAUGUUCAUCCCAUGGAGAGACAUAUAUUUGCUGCUGAAAAUCCUUGGAACUGUGGGGACGAGAGGAAAACGGAGAGAAGAACCCGCGUGGAGAUUGUCGGUGUCUGUGUCCGUCUGAGUUUGUCACACCGUGUGAGUGCAUAUAUGUUUGUAUAUAUAUCCAUAUAUAUAUAUAGCUAUAUGUGCACACACAUCUGUCUAUAUACACACACAGCAUGUUGCUAUUUGAAGUUGAUGUGGUCUCUUGGCCAAAUGAAAUGUUUCAGGGAUCCGUGAGUAGGGAGAAUCUUUCCGAGAGCUAACAUCUGGGUUAUACUGCUAUAGAAUAAUCAUGGAAUCAUAGAAUUCUUUUUGUGGUGUUAGUGGUGUAAAUCAAAGUAGUUUUAGAAUAUAAAUUUGAUAUAUAUUUUGCAGACUCGAAAGUAUUGAUUUUAAGUAUCAUAUUUUAAGCUUACUGAAUUUGAUAGGAUUAUAAAAUGUUUAGGACUACAGUAUUUGAAAUCUAACAGAAUCUUCCAUUAUUUUUAAGACUGAGGUUCAGUUUUACUAAGGUCUAAAAUUUAAAAGCAAAGUAUAAAAACCUGACCACUGUUAUUUAAAAAUGUAUAUUAAUCUGUUUAACUGACUUGUUAAAAUAAGAACAAUCAAAGUUAGCGUACUGUAUGAUAUGCAUGAGAGAAGUAACAGCACAUCCUGGGAAAUUUCUAUCAGAUGACAGAGACACAUUGUGAAAGUCAGGAUAUUUGAAAAGGUAAAGAAAUGCUGUUCUCUGGGUUCCCCCCCAGCAGAAAUCGAUUCACCCAACACCUCAGACAAACUGGGAUUGUACCUGGGCCGGUGCACGAUCCUUCCCCCCGGUGGAGGUGCCUUGGAACAAGGGAGGAGCCAGCCCAGAAGCCCCAGGCUGGCCUCCAGACACUUGAUCCUGAGAGUUGUGCUCUCCUGCACCACUGGCUCAGGAGCUGGGCUGGGAAUAACGUUCACACCCACGUCUGCAAGAUCAGGGCCUUGCUUAGGGUUAACCGGCAAUCGGAGAAAGCAAUCCGUUCAUAGGGAGGCAUUUUAACACAUCCUAACAGUUGAGUUACCUUACUUCCAUUCCCUCAGGAGUUUAGUACUUAAAGUAACUUAUUUUAUUUAAAUUUAAGCAAUAAAAUUCAAAUCAAGCUUAAGUUUUCAGUUAAAUAAUGGUGUGUGUAUAUAAAUAUAAGUUCAAAUCUUGGAAAACAAACAGUAUUUUGAUGUUUCCUUUUUAAACUUAGAGCAGAAAGAAAGAAAAAUUGCACAUUGUUUGGAGAUCAUAUUUUGAAUUAAACCGUUCUGGUUUAUGACGAUGAAAUCAGUGCACAUGAAAUUCAAAAAUCUGACUUUCAUCUUAACGCUAGGAAAGGUGACUCCUCUGCUAAUCCUAGUUUUGCACUUUGAAAUCAAUCUUAAUCACUCAUUGAAAAUGUAGAGUUGAGAUUUAAUGCUGCAUUUUAUAAAGUUAAAAUGACGUGUUGUCUAAAUUAUUACAAGAAUAAAUUGACAGCAGUGUUCAUACUAAAACUGAAACUAUUGCAUUGUAGAAGCGUUGUACAGUGCAGGCUUUUUGGGAAAAUCCUGGCUCCUCUGAACCUCGGCACCACAUUCCCGUGGACUUCAGGGGAGCCAGGACUUCGCCACAGUCCUCAGAGAAACUCGGGCAAAUGCCAGUUAACCUUUUAUUUAUAUUUAACAAGAAAUAAAUAGACUGGUUGGGUUAAAUAUACUAUCAGCUGUAGUCAUUUUACAGUACGUUUGUAUUUGACCAUUUCCUGUACUCACAUUUUUUUAUAUCUGUACAGUGCCACUUUCUGCAGGUGUAAGGUAGUGUGUAAUCCUGUACAUCUUGCAUCGUUCAAACUAUUUCAGUGAAACCGAUAUCAUUUAAUAUUGAUAUUACUUGAACUAGAGUAAGAUAAUGACAAAAGGGUCUUUAUGAUGUGCAAGUCUUGUGCCUUUUACGUAUUUGCCUUGUUCCGUGUUGAAUGUGUGGAAAUGCUGUAUUGUGGACUUUCUGCUGUAUAGAAUAGAGCUGUCUAUAUUAAACUAGGUCGUGCACUUCAGAUAUCUUUACACUACUGAAAAUAGCUUGGUUUUGGCAGUAUAAACAGAAUUUUAAAAAUUCUAAUGAAGGCCAGACAUUUUAGACUUAACAUGUUCAUAAUUAUGUUAAUUAAUGCUCAUGUAUUAGCUAAACAUUCACUGACAGAUAACUAAAGGGACAUCAUUGCUUGCCUUUCUUUGAAAUCAGUGUUGCUCUUGUACAUUGUAUUAAUAGUGUCUGUGAUUGAUUAGUCCUUGAUGAUUUGCUUUCAGAGUAGGAUGAAAUAUUCCAGUUAACAUGUACAUAUUUUUUCGGUUCCUCAAUCUAUGAUUGUUUCAGAGGCAUAAUUCACAUUUUUGUAAAAAUUCUAUGCAAUUUUGUGGCAUGAUGUUUCUUCCACUUGUAAUUUUAUGUGCUUACAUUACAGAUCCAAAGGACAAAUAAAAAUUUCUUAACACAA